AUGUAUUAUCAAGCUAAAUUAGUAACUAAUCUGAUGCUCAUACUUGCUGCCUCCACUCCAUGCCCUCUGGUAAUUAACAAGAAAGAAGCACAGCAAAAGGAUAAAGAAGUAGAAAUCCAAAGAGAAGUCCUAGAAACAAUCGGAAAGUUCAAAAUGGCUGUGCUGGUUAUUGACGUCCAAAAUGAUUUUGUCACGGGAUCAUUGAAGGUGCCGGGAGCUGUUGGUAUAAUCCCAGUCAUUAAUGAUUUGGUUGAACAAAAAGGUCUCCAAAUGGUCGCAUACACAUACAUUCUCUAUCCACGGCAUUGCGUUCAAGCUACUCAAGGUGCAAAACUACACGCAGAUCUCAGAAAGCCGAGAAACAACAGAGCUUUCCAAUUUGCGAAAGGAAUACAGAGAUAUGUCGAAUCAUAUUCCAUUUUUGCCGAUCAGAAUGGGAACCGACUGUGA
Strongylus vulgaris is the source of this 450-nucleotide messenger RNA. Lineage: Eukaryota; Metazoa; Nematoda; Chromadorea; Rhabditida; Strongylidae. The record is from the annotation of a GenBank genome assembly.